CUACUCCCAGGCUCCAAGCAGACUUUGUCAUCAAAACCUGCCAGACCUUUUAAGAAAACACUGCAAAGAAUUAAGUAACCUUUGUACACUUGAGAGCGUUUGGAGUACCCCUACCCUGACGCACACGGCAUUUGGUUAGCAGUAGUUAUUUUUGCUCAUGCCCCUGGUCCGGUCGACAGCAGAAGAGUUUCUCCUUUUAUCAGUUUAUGAGAUUUUACAUCGUCGCAGCACUUUGAUUGGAUAACCGUUUUGUUAUUUUCCUGUCUGAAAAUCAGCACUGAUCAACGACUCUGGACUACUGCUUGCAGUUUGAAUAUUGGCCCUAUUGUGCCUCCUAAUUUAAAAGCAGAAUGUCGUCUUUACCAGGAACAGUACCACGCAUGAUGCGACCAGCACCAGGACAGAACUAUCCCCGAACUGGAUUCCCUUUGGAAGUAUCGACUCCUCUGGGUCAAGGUCGCGUGAAUCAGCUUGGCGGCGUGUUCAUUAAUGGCAGACCUUUGCCAAAUCAUAUCCGCCAUAAGAUAGUGGAGAUGGCACACCACGGCAUUCGUCCCUGCGUGAUCUCCCGCCAGCUUCGCGUUUCCCAUGGUUGUGUAUCCAAAAUCCUCUGCCGAUAUCAAGAGACCGGCUCUAUCCGUCCUGGAGCUAUAGGGGGGAGUAAACCCAGGCAGGUGGCAACGCCGGACGUUGAAAAAAGAAUUGAGGAGUACAAGCGCGAAAAUCCUGGAAUGUUCAGUUGGGAGAUUCGGGACAAACUACUGAAGGACGGAGUAUGUGAUAGAAGUACAGUUCCCUCAGGUGAGGCCUCAUCUGUGAGUUCUAUCAGCCGAGUUCUCCGUGCCCGAUUUGGCAAGAAAGAAGAUGACGACGAUUGUGAUAAAAAAGAUGAAAGCGGUGAGAAGAAGACCAAACACAGCAUUGAUGGCAUACUCGGUGACAAAGCGGUGACUCACUGGUUCUCCGCUCUCUCAUCCCAUCCUCUUUGGGAUGCAGCAGGGGGUCGCGUGGAUGACGGCUCGGACAUAGACUCAGAACCGGACUUGCCGCUGAAGCGCAAGCAGAGGCGUAGCCGCACUACCUUCACCGCCGAACAGCUGGAGGAGCUGGAGAAGGCCUUCGAGAGGACGCACUAUCCUGACAUCUACACCCGAGAGGAGCUCGCCCAGAGGACCAAGCUGACAGAAGCCCGCGUGCAGGUGUGGUUUAGCAACCGACGAGCCAGAUGGCGCAAGCAAGCUGGAGCCAAUCAGCUUGCGGCAUUCAACCACCUGUUACCAGGAGGGUUUCCAGCAACGGGCAUGCCCACUCUGCCCACGUACCAGCUUCCUGAACCCACGUAUCCCUCUACGACACUAUCACAGGAUGGCAGUAGCACGGUGCACAGGCCGCAGCCUCUGCCCCCCUCUACUAUGCACCAGGGCGGCCUCUCUAGUGACAGUGGGUCCGCCUAUGGCCUCUCUUCCAAUCGGCACAGCUUUUCCAGCUACACUGACACCUUCAUGAGCCAGUCAGCAUCCAACAACCCCAUGAACCCCGUCAACAAUGGGCUCUCUCCACAGGUGAUGAGCAUCCUGAGUAACCCCGGCACCGUGGCCCCCCAGGCCCAGCACGACUUCUCCAUCUCGCCGUUGCACGGCGGCCUGGAGGCCACCAACACCAUCUCAGGCAGCUGCAGCCAGCGCUCGGAGCCCAUUAAGACGGCGGAGAGCCUGGCCUCCUCCCAGUCCUACUGCCCGCCCACCUACAGCACCACCAGCUACAGCGUCGACCCUGUCGCCGCAGGCUACCAGUACAGCCAGUAUGGGCAGACUGCAGUGGACUACCUGGCGAAGAACGUGAGCCUCUCCACGCAGAGGAGGAUGAAGCUCGGGGAACCGUCGGCCGUGCUGGGGCUCUUACAGGUGGAGACGGGCCAGGCCUACUGACGGCGCCGCCCGGCCGAGCUCCGUACCAGCAUUACCUGUGUCCAUCGCGCUGAACCCGUCGCUGGGGCAGAGAAAAGAGAUGCAGCUCGAAUCAUGGACAGCCUUAGACCCUCCAACUAUGGCUGAGCGAACACGAAAGCCAUGUCGCAAACAGACACUACAGUACAGACUCUCAUCUCUUCCCAUGCAUCCCCAUUCCCCCCACCCCCCUCCCCAAUCGUGACAAAGAGCUUCUUUCAGGGUUUCAGAUGGGGCUGGAUGAAGGCAAACAUCUGUUAUCUGGGCCUGGAUCAAUCAUGCCCUGACCAUAGCAGUCAAUGUUAGCAGUCCUAACCUAUGUUAGCACACAGCAGACGCAACUGCAGCCCCACCCCCAUUAUGAAAUUCUUGGACCACAUUGUUUAUAGGACUUAAAAUGAUGGUAUAAAAGUUAUAUUUGAUAUAAUGAUUGUGGUUGUUUCUAUUACCGUUGCAAUUAUUAUUGUAAUGAUGUUUUGUUUACACCUUUUAUUUGUCGUAUUUGCUUCCUCUGCAAAGUUUGGCUUUCACAGAGACGCAUGGAGAGAGGCUGAUAGCAUUCUGGGCUUCCUGCACUGCGUGUUAUUCGACCUUCACAUUUUAAUCUUAAGCCUGACAUUCCAAGAGAUCUGGGCAAGUCAGUGGGGUGUCUAGCUCAGUGGAGACCUCCAGGGAAUGAGUGGCCAAUGAGGGCUCCAAGACUUUCCAAUCCUUUCCCCUUCGUCCCCACAUGUGGCCACUGGGAAAAGCCACAACAGUGAGAAAUGAAAACAGUCUUAAAAGGGACAGAGCAGCUUGCCUCCUGACCAAAAGCAGAGAUGAGCUUUGGAGGGAGACACUCGUCAGUAUUAUUUAUGAUAAUUUUGUCUUAUGGAGUAAGACAAUAUUGACAUUCCUGAAGCAUUAAUUACAGAUUGUUACAUACAAAAGCAGUCAGUUUCAUUUAAGUAUUACCACUAUGAUCUUAAAGCACACAUUACCUUUGAAUUGCACAUAAACAUUUUACUUUUCAAGGUUAUUUCAUGGCAGUAGGAUUACUUUGAGAUUUUCUACUCUCAUUCUUAAAGGUGCUCAAUUUUUAAACAUUUACAUAAUAUCUUAUGAGCUCUUAUACAUGUUAUUCCUACAUUCCACAAAUGUCUUGCACUUUUUUUUACUGACUAGGUAUUGACAAUUCCAUCACAUGUAUACCUUCAGCAAUGAUUACCUCAAAUUAAAUGCCCUAAUCUAAUUGUUAUACUUAUUGAAGGGGCAUUGUGGGCUCAUAUUCCAAUAUUCAAACAUAUAUUUGUGCAUACGAAGAUACACUAAUGUAGUAGCACUUGCUGUUAAUUAUUUUAAUUGAUCACAGUAAAAUAUAAAGGUGUAUUGUACUUUAGAAUGUGAAUUGGUGGUUAUGAGAAAAAGUUUAAACAUUGUAGUCUGAGGAGGGAGUGAACAGAAUACAAUAGUCCUAUUUCAAAAUAAAUUUUAAAAUACUGUA
Molecule: messenger RNA, 3429 nt
Organism: Electrophorus electricus (electric eel)
Lineage: Eukaryota; Metazoa; Chordata; Actinopteri; Gymnotiformes; Gymnotidae
Gene: pax7b
Product: paired box 7b
Biological process (GO): anatomical structure development; regulation of transcription by RNA polymerase II
Molecular function (GO): DNA-binding transcription factor activity, RNA polymerase II-specific; RNA polymerase II cis-regulatory region sequence-specific DNA binding
Source: RefSeq, a predicted model, not a curated record